Molecule: messenger RNA, 2110 nt
Organism: Daucus carota subsp. sativus
Lineage: Eukaryota; Viridiplantae; Streptophyta; Magnoliopsida; Apiales; Apiaceae
Exons: 10
Coding region: 235-1818 (527 amino acids)
Biological process (GO): protein ubiquitination
Cellular component (GO): Cul4A-RING E3 ubiquitin ligase complex
Source: RefSeq, a predicted model, not a curated record
AAAGUCAUUGAAAAUCAUGAUACAAUACCAGCCCCUAAAUUCAACUUUGGUGGGAAUUCGAAAUUUCAUAUUUUAGUUGAGCUUCACUUCCAAUCGAUACACACAAGAUAUACAUACAUAAACACGUACAAUUCAUCGAUUCUACUUAUUGCAAUUCUCUGCGAGGAGUGAUUCGUAUAGAAGCUUCUAGAGCUGCGUGCUUGUUCAAUAUACAAAUAUAAUUCAGAAAAAAUAAUGGAGCCGGAGGGAUUUGUAGCUGAAAUUGAACGGUAUAGGGCGCUAGAUUCCGAGGAAUUGCUGAUUGAAGAAGUCGAAAGCCUCGAUGAAUCUUUCGAAGAAGAUAACACCGAUUUUAAUCGUGCUUAUGGAGAGGCCUUUGGAUCUUCUGUACAUGCCUUUGAUCCCACACUGGCUUCGUUGCACAGUUAUCUCGGAGAAGUUGAAGAUGCUCAGAAUAGGCAUUCUUUCUUGGAAGGUGGCGCCAUAGUGAAUAUUCCCUUGUCCUAUCUAGAAGGGGAAGUUCUCUUCCCAGGGCAGACCCUUCGUCUAAAAGUUAUUGAGCCUAAAAUUAUAGCUGCUAUGGAAAGCGCUUUGAACCAAACUGGUACUCGUUAUAUUUUAGGCGUGGUGUCUGUUUAUAGAGAUUCUUGUAAUGGGGAGAUGCGAGUUGCAACCACCGGGACUACAACAGAGAUACUUCAACUCAGGCAGUUAGAUGAUGGCUCAUGGAACGUGCUCACUCGUGGUCAACAACGUUUCCGUCUGAGAGGCCGGUGGAUUACUGUUGAGGGAACUCCAUGUGGGGAGAUACAAAUCAUCCAUGAAGAUGUUCCAUCAAGAACCCCGCGGGAUGCAGUGGAAAGACAAGCACCAUGGAGUAACUCACAUACUAUUAAUGGUUUACAAAAUAAACAAAAUGGCCUUCAUGAUGAUUCAGAUGCACUGUCAGAUGAUAGUUUUACAAGUGAACUUUCUGCAACAGAAAGGAGAUUGCAUGAAUCUGCACUUGCUUCUUCUAGGGGUUCUAAACAAACUGACGAGUUAGCAACUGAAGCGGAUGAUUCUGAGUUUAAACUCCAAUCAGGACACUUCCAGUUAUCCAUGUUUCCUAAUUUACAUCAUUCAGUCGAUAAAAAAAAUAAUGUGAAUAAAAUUGUGACAGAAACUAUAUCAGAUUUUCCUACUCAUGAAGGACUUGGACGGAGAAAAGGUUCAAUAUGCAGUUAUCAUGAAGUUUCAAAAGCUUUUUGGCCAUCUUGGGUUUACCAUAUGUACGAUUCAUACUGUCUUGCUCAAAAGGUGGCAGGUAUGUGGAAAAAUAUAGUCAAGGAACCAAGCAUGGAUGGUCUUCUAAAGAACCCCGAUAUCAUGUCAUUUCAAAUUGCUAGCAAAAUUCCUGUUUCUGUGUCUACAAGACAGGAGCUUUUGGAUAUCGAUGGUAUAUCCAACAGACUGCGUCGAGAAAUAGAGUUACUAGAGAGUUUUGAUUGUGUUCGAUGUAAAAAUUGUCAGGCAGUUAUCGCAAAGAAAAGUGAUAUGUUGGUGAUGCCUAGUGAUGGUCCUCUUGGAGCCUAUCCGAAUUCCUGUGGUUAUGUGCAUGAGAUACUGACUCUCCUUAAAGUGAAUGGCUUAAGCCUUGCUGGACAUCCCAGUGAAAAAUACAGCUGGUUUUCAGGGUAUGCGUGGACAAUUGCACAUUGUACAAAUUGUGAAUGCCAAAUGGGCUGGUGUUUCACUUCUACAAAUAAAAACGUGAAUCUUCAAUCCUUUUGGGGCAUCCGUAUCUCCCGAAUUGCUGAUGGCGCAUGCUUAAAGUAGCAUAAGUACAGACAGUUGCCUAAGAAAUAUCCUACCUGCCGCCUGUUGAUCUAAAUUUGCUCAGGCCACAAGUGGCAUGUAACAUGUCUCCUACUGUAAUCCAGACAUUCAGUCUUCCAACUGCAAAAAUGUUUGUUUGCUAGUUUAAGAAGAUAUGGCAAUGAGAUUGAGGAUCAUGCUUGUAAAAUCACUCGCAUAUUCUUAAUAUCUUCCAACUGUAUGUCGGCAAUUACCGGCCAUCAUCAUUUGUUAUUACUAUCAUUAUCUUCUUCCUCAAAAAGUUUUUGCUCAG